Trichoderma aggressivum f. europaeum is the source of this 738-nucleotide messenger RNA. RefSeq lists its product as uncharacterized. The coding region runs from base 1 to 738 and encodes 245 amino acids. The transcript has 4 exons. NCBI's taxonomy places the organism in Eukaryota, Fungi, Ascomycota, Sordariomycetes, Hypocreales, Hypocreaceae. The record is from RefSeq and is a predicted model, not a curated record.
AUGGUUAUCAACUCGCUGAUAGAACAGAACAAGUGGGGUCGGGCGGGGAGCCUCAACCGCAUCCAAACUCUCCCACGAUCUCAAAAACCCAAAACAUCACAUACGCCAAUUGAGCAUCGCGUGCCCCAUUAUCCACAAGAAGACGCAAAGCAACGAGCCUCGAGCCUUGAAAUCCGGCGAGGAGGCAAUUGCCCCAACUCGCUCGAGGUGCUCCAGCAGCUUGUCGGGCCGCAAGAUGCCCUUCGCAUGUACUUGGUGUCACCACUUCCGAGCAAAUCAUCGCUCGCUACGCAGCAUAUCAAGGAGUCCUUUGGUGAGUCGUCGCCCGUGGGCUUCCGGCACUGCCUUUACCGAGAGACGCACACCCAAGCAGCCAGCAGUUACAUCUUUCGUAGCAAGCAGACGGGAAGCCGUACCAUCAUAAACUACAAUGACCUACCAGAAAUGACAGUUGACGAGUUCGAGGCCGUUGUGCGGAGAUUCAAUCCUAGCGAUGAGACCUGGUGGCACUUUGAAGGCCGCAUACCCAAUACUACGUUAGAGUGCGUCCGCAGGCUGCGUGAUAAGCUGCCAAACGCACAAAUCAGCGUCGAAGUCGAGAAGCCGGGCAGAGACGGGCUUCGAGAACUCGCAGCCGAGGCCAACGUGGUCUUCUAUUCCAGAUCCUGGGCAGAGAGCUGCGGUCAUGGGUCUGCCGAAUCGUGUCUCGUGGACGAGCAACGACGACGGGAAGCGUAA